CAUCACAACCUAGGUAAUUGGAAGAAUUAGCUACUAUGAUUCUUUGUUGAAACUUAGGUUUAGUAAAAUAGAGUAACCAGAUAAUAGGUUCUAUCAAAUGGAAACUGGAGAAGGUACUUCCAUAGUCGUAUCAUUGUUAAUUUCACCCUCAGUAUAAUAUUAGUGUUGAAUAUAUGAAAGUUUGCUUUCGAUGAUUUCAGGUGAUUUGAGACAAUCAAGAUGGCUUUUUCAUCAGUUUUCAGGAGAGGAAAUGUCAAAGAAUUGAUCUCAAAUGUUUCGGUCUACACUAGCGCAGCAGAGUCAUCUGGAGGAUUGAGCUUGAUUUUUAAGCGUUGGGCCACCAAAAAGACAGCUGGAUCAACAAAAAAUGGCCGUGACUCUAACCCUAAGUAUUUGGGUGUUAAAAAGUUUGGCGGAGAGAAAGUGGAGCCAGGAAACAUCAUCAUCCGCCAAAGAGGAACCCGCUUCCAUCCUGGGAACUACGUUGGCAUGGGGAAGGACCAUACUCUCUUCUGUCUGAAAGAAGGACAUGUGCGAUUCGAGCGCAACAAGCUGACUGGCAGGAAAUGGGUUCAUGUUGAUCCUGUUGCUGGGCAUGUGCUCCACCCUGUCUACGCCAGUGAUUCGACCCCUGCAGCUGAAAUGGAGCCAUUGUAAUGGCUUUACAUGGAAUGAAGUAACAUAUGUUGCUGACAGCUUUCGUCCUUGCCUUGAGAGUGACUUCUCUAAAGAAACUUAUUGCGAUUAAGAGGCUUCUGGGUUGAAUUUGCUUGCAAUAAGGAACCUAACCAUCAUGUUUAGAACCCUUUUGUUUUUGGUUCUUGCUGUGGCUUAAAGUUGUUUGUUUUAAGUAUCCUUUGUGAUUUGUGGCAUGAAGGUUGACAAACCUACAUGAUUUAUGAACACACAGAAAUUCUAAAAAUGUUGCUUGGGCCGGGAAAGUCAAGAUGCUUAUUUUUCUUCGAAAUACCUAUGGAA
Molecule: messenger RNA, 978 nt
Organism: Oryza sativa Japonica Group (Japanese rice)
Lineage: Eukaryota; Viridiplantae; Streptophyta; Magnoliopsida; Poales; Poaceae
Biological process (GO): translation
Cellular component (GO): ribosome
Molecular function (GO): structural constituent of ribosome
Source: RefSeq, a predicted model, not a curated record